Coffea eugenioides is the source of this 2053-nucleotide messenger RNA. RefSeq lists its product as uncharacterized. Lineage: Eukaryota; Viridiplantae; Streptophyta; Magnoliopsida; Gentianales; Rubiaceae. The transcript is spliced from 2 exons. Bases 92 to 1840 code for a protein of 582 amino acids. The record is from RefSeq and is a predicted model, not a curated record.
UUCCAUCCCUAUAUCUUUUCAGACUUUGAAUCUUGUGCUUUCCCUCGCCUCUCUGCCAUCAUAAUCUCUGCAACACCAACUGUUCGUUAAAAUGCGCCAGAGAAACUCUACUGAGAACAGAGCGAAACCCGUUGUCGCAAUUCGCAGAUCUCCACGAUUUCUGAAGCCAAAUCAACCCGACUCAGAAUACCUGCAGACUCCGAAUCAUGUUCCAAACAAGAAACGGGUCCCUCUCUCGGAUCUCACACCUCUUAGCUCAAUUCCAAGCGGGAAUUCUUUAAAAAGAGGCCAACUUUCAGAUAAGGCAAAAGAAUCCAAUGUCCGGUGUAGAAGUUCCACGAAUGUGUGUAACGAGCCCAGAAAAUUGACAAGAUUGAAUGGUGGAGUUGACAACUCUCGUGUUGUUCGACGGUCUCCUAGGUUUUCUCAGAAUGGCAAUGUUAAUAGGAUUGUUUCUGAUGAAUCUAAGCUGGAGCGCUCAUCUAAGGUGAGUAAGAUAGGUAAGCCAGUCUGCAUGAAUGCAAAAUCUGAGACAGAAAAGCGGGUGACCAGGAGUUCUUUAAGGAGGUGUAACAAUGGAGGUGUGAGGGGCAAUGGAAAGGGUUGUGAUGGAGUCACUUUGAAAUGCAUUUCUGAUAACGGAAAAGCUAAAGGGGAUGUUAAUUUGUCUGAGCAAUGCAUGUAUAAAAUUGAAAAGAGGGUUACAAGAAGUGCCACUCGAGGAAUUAAAGAUGAACACCGUGCAAGAACUGGUAACGCCGAGGGUAAUGAGUCCAUCCAGAAUAUUCCCUUUGGUUGUUUGUACAAAAAGGUCCUUUCAGUUGAUGGAGAAGAUAAACAUGGUGCAAACUUACCUAGAGAGCCUAUUAGUGAAAAUGCAACUACUAAUGUUCUGUCCACAGAUUUAAUAGGAGGGGAAGGUCAGAGUGUUGGCUUUGAAGCUGAAAAAAAGCAGGUUCCUGCAAAAAGGAAGAAAAUCCAAGUUGAAGAAGAGCAUAGGAUGUUUCAGGGAUGGACAGCAGAGCAAGAACUAGCGCUGGAAAGAGCUUAUUUUGCAGCAAAGCCGACACCCCAUUUCUGGAAGAAAGUUGCCAAAAUGGUUCCUGGAAAAUCUGCCCAGGAAUGUUUUGACAAAAUCCAUUCUGAGCUUUUGACCCCAGCGCAACAACAACCACGAUCCAGGACAAAAGGAGUGAAUGCCUCCCUGUCACUCUCAGCAAGUAAAUUGCUAAAUGCUUCAGAAUCUGACACGAAGAAGUUGAGAUACAGCAAGCAGAAGAGUCGUGUUACACGUAGAACUGUCCGACAGCUACUACAUAAACAGUAUGCUGCAGACCAACAUUAUGAAGCAGAUCUUUUCAAUGUUUUGGAGUCAACAUUGGAUCCAUCCACUCAAUGUGUUUCCACCCCUGAAUUGAAUAGAGAAGGACUAGGAUUGGACAAAAGGUGCCAGGAAAUUUCUUCAUCAGCCCACGGAAAGCUUCUUUCGUUAUCGAAUGACUCACGUGGAUCUACUGUUAUUAGUCCCGCUGUUCUAAAGAAGAUUAAAAACAAAGCCUUGCAUGAGAAAUAUAUUGAUCAACUACAUUUGAGGGAAGCCAGGAGAAAGGCAAUGUCACUAAGGGGAAAAAAAUGCACGCAGGACAAAAGUGGUGGCAAUAAAGAAGAUAACCUUCAGAAGAGCAAGAUAGUAAAAGACGCAAAGAAUGCAUUGGUUUUUUGUGCAAGAGAUGCCAUCAAGCAUUUUCACCAUCUACAGAGCAGGGAGGCAAACAAAUUUGACGAUAGUGUUCGCGAUUUUGUAGAUAGUUCUGAAGAUGAAUUUGAAGAUCAAAGUUGAGAAUUCUCAUUAUCCUUCUUGAUUGCAUGGAAAUGUGUCAAAUUUCUCCUUUGUCUUAUAGGAUAAAGCUGUUUGCUUAGGAGUACAUGUCACAAACUUGAUGACUAUUAUUAUUUCCAAUUUUCUUGGACAAUUGGAAUUGACCCAUUUACUGAUUUCUCAUCAAAGAUCUGCGUGGUCUAUAUCUGCUUUAUGACCCAUACAAAUGUAUAU